AUAUUUUUUAAGUAAACGUGAAAGCUCCUCAUUUGCUAAGGGCGGCUAAGUUAUAGUGAGCUACAAAGCUUGUUUUAAGCUUUAACUCCCAUUCUGUAAAACCGUAAAGCUUUCAGAUGGAAUUCAGUUCCUGUUCAUGGCACGAAUCUACAACUGUUGUGCAAAGUGCAGGAUUUCCCACAGGCUGAUGCGUUCUCUGGUGUAAAUAGAAGAAAACAAAUACAAUUUGAAGCAAGCUAAAUUAAGUAUAAUCGAAAAAGACAGUACUUAAAAUGAACUAAUUCAAGUGGACAGUUACUAAAUAGCUUUAAAUAACAACUUACAGUAAACAAGCAAGCAAGUACUGAAAUAAAAACAACGGUUUAAAAUGCAUUCUGUGGGUAUACACUCUGCCAUGGCUAUCAAGCGGCAGCGAAAACGUCGCGAUGAGCAGAAAAGAGCCAAGGAGAGACGGUAUAGCACUCAAAGUUCUGAAAGCGGUGAAACAUUCCAUUCGCCAAGUGGAUCUGUCCGCCGUAAAUAUCAUCAUCCACAUCAUGCUGUCAAACCUGGACCAGGAAUGUUGGACAGCCAGGUCGUAACCAGCAUCGGAAUGCUGCACAUUGGCAUUGUUUUUAUUGUCUUUGGCGUAUUUCUUUGUGGAGCUGGAAUUAUACCAGAUGAAGCUAUGUCCUGGAAUGUAUUUAGCUCGAGCUCUGCUUGGUGGAACGAGGUAACAUGCACUGGCCUUUUUUCCUUCGGACUAGGCCUAUUUUUACUGAUUCUAAACUGCCUUAUAAGCCGCAAAGAAGAGGAGGACCUUGAAGACUAUGUGCAACGGCAGCUUACAAGAUCACGCUCUGGUCACCGACUUGAACGAGAUGUCGAGACAGGCGUAUUAACCACGCGUCACGCACGAAAAGCUGUUGCAUUGCAGAAGAACGGACGGAAUGGCUUACCCUCGCCAACGGAUGUAGCUGUUGUCCAUUGUAGCUCAUCGGAGAAUAUUUCAAAUGGUCAGAUUGUCGGGCGUAAUGGUCUAAAUAAUUCUGGGGAUAUAUUACUCGAAAAAAUUGUGGAGGAGGAUACACCGUAUUUGAACGAUCAUAGUACAGCUAUUUCGCCAAUAGAAAUCGAAAAUGAUACAAAACAACUUUUAAGAAGGGAAUCAAUAACAGAUGCAAUCAAUAUAACGCGCAUAUAAAAUGUUUACUUAUGAAAACAAAACAAAUUUUUUUUUUGUUUUUAAUUAUUAACGUUAACGUUUAAACAAUC
Drosophila mojavensis is the source of this 1254-nucleotide messenger RNA. RefSeq lists its product as uncharacterized. The record is from RefSeq and is a predicted model, not a curated record. The coding region runs from base 368 to 1183 and encodes 271 amino acids. The transcript has 7 exons. Lineage: Eukaryota; Metazoa; Arthropoda; Insecta; Diptera; Drosophilidae.